UUAGAUUUAAAACAUGGCCAAUGAAUAUAAUAAUACUCUUUAUGAAUCAUUUAAUCGUAAUUUAAAAUAUUAUGAUAAUCUACUCUCACAAAAAAGCAUAAAUAAUCAAGAAUUUUGGGAUAUAAUUGUAUUAACAUCAGGAAACUUACACCAAAAAUCAUUGUAUGAGCGUCAAAUAAAACGAAAACUUGAAAAUAAUGAGAUUCCAAAUUUGGAAAAUUUAGAAUAUCAUGUGAUAGCGGAUCCACCUGGAAGGCAAAUAGGUAGUGGAGGAAGCACAUUGUUGGCAAUUAAGUUCCUUUAUAACAAGUAUGGAUCAAAUUUAGAACGAAAAAAAGUUUUGCUAAUUCAUGCUGGAGGAUAUUCAACAAGAUUACCUCAUGUUAGUAUAUUAGGAAAAUUAUUUAUGAAAGUUCCAAUUAGCAGUGACUCAACAAGAGAACGAGAUUGGGUAGAAUUAUUUGAUUUGAAAUUAAUUAUUUAUAUUGAAUUAAUUAAACAUUUAAAAAAAGGGACCGUAUUUCUCACUAGUUCAGAUACAAUUGAAUUAAUGUCAAUUAACGUGAAAGAAACAUCUUUGCAAAAUACAUCAUUAGUAGCGUUGGCUCACCCAUCUACAUUACACAUUGGUUCAACACAUGGUGUAUACAAAAUACAAGAUGAUUUUAAUCAAUGUCAAAAUGAUAUAAAGAAACAACCUAAAGAUCGUGAAUGCUUAAUUAAAUUGUGUAAAGAAUAUUUACAUAAACCAUCCAUUGAAAUUAUGAGAUUUCAUAAAGAAAUUAUUCACUUAGAUAAUAAUGGAAACGAAUUUGUAUAUACUGACAGUACUUAUUUCUUUGAUUAUAACACAAUUAAAAUAUUUCUCGAGAUCUUGGAUGAAAUUCAACCAUUAACAUAUGAAUUAGAGGCAUGGUCAGAUUUCUUAAAAACUAAAUUCGAAGCACAUUCUAUACCACAAGAAAUGACACCAUUAGAAGAAGCUCAAUUAACAAUAAUAAAAAAGCUUUAUUCAUCUGAUAAUAGGGAAUUGAACGUUUUAAUAUUGAAUAAUUCAAAAUUUUAUCAUUUGGGAACUAUGCUUGAAUAUAUAAAUGUUAAUGUUGAUCCUCAAUUUAAAGAUGAACUUGGAAUUGUAUCAUUUACUCAAGGACAAUUAUUAAAUAAGAGAAAUUCAAUUAAGGGGAAUAUUUGUAUGAUGAAUAGUCAAAUAAAUGAAAAUAUUGUAUCAUUCGAAGAAUCCGUACCUAUAAUCUUGGAUAAUGUUAAAAUUCAUAGUACAACAUCUAAUGAGGAGAAUAAGAAGAUUAUAAUUGGUGGAUGGAGUAUAUUAAGCAACAUAGAUUUAAUAAUUUCAAAAGAAAUCAGAGUUCCAAAUUAUACAUGUAUGUUUACAUCAUUUUUAAGGAAAAUUACAUCUUCUGAAAUAUCUUCUACUUCUUCCUUUUCGGAAAAAGAAGAAGGAUAUGUUACAUUUAUUUUUGGUACAAAUGAUGAUAUGAAAGCAAGCUAUUCUUUUAAUUCUUUGGUUAUUUAUAAAAAUAUUCUUGUACAUAAAAUUGUUCUUUCACAAUGUAUAAAAAGUAUUCAACAAAAGGGUGAACAUAAAUAUGCACUAUGGAAUGUUCCUAUAUUUCCUAUGACUAAAACUAAGGAACAAUCUGUUCGAUUAGCUCUACUUAUGUUGAAUAAGAUUGAGAAUGAAGGAAAUACAACUAAAAAGGAAGAAGUGUAUGAUAAUAUUGAGGAAAAUCAUGAGAUUAUUAUGUUUGUAUCAUUAAAAAUGUGCGUUGAAAUGAUGGAAGUUUCAAUAUGAAUUGAAAAUUGGUAUAACCAUAUUUAUUAAUUUGUACAGAUAAAUUUUGUUACCUCCUAAUUUUAUUAAUAAAAUUAUAAAGU
Rhizophagus irregularis DAOM 181602=DAOM 197198 is the source of this 1899-nucleotide messenger RNA. RefSeq lists its product as uncharacterized. Lineage: Eukaryota; Fungi; Glomeromycota; Glomeromycetes; Glomerales; Glomeraceae. Gene Ontology annotation, molecular function: transferase activity, transferring phosphorus-containing groups. The record is from RefSeq and is a predicted model, not a curated record.